AUGAUAGCCAGUCAAAAUGGUCAUUAUCAAGUGGUAGAAGUGCUACUCAACCAACAAGUUGAUCCUAAUAUCAAAGAAAAAGAAGAUUGGACUGCACUGAUGAUAGCCAGUGAAAAUGGUCAUUAUCAAGUGGUGGAAGUGCUACUCAACCAACAAGCUGAUCCUAAUAUUCAAAACAAUAAUGGAACAACAGCCCUUAUGAUGGCUACUCAAAAUGGUCAUUAUGAAAUGGUGGAACUGCUACUCAACCAAAAAGCUGGUUCUAAUAUUCAAAACAAUAAUGGAACAACAGCCCUUAUGAUAGCUAGUCAAAAUGGUCAUUAUGAAAUGGUGGAACUGCUACUCAACCAAAAAGCUGAUCCUAAUAUCCAAUUGGCAUGCAGACGAACAGCCUUGUACAUAGCUAGUGAAAACGGUCAUUAUCAAGUGGUGGAACUGCUACUCAAGGAACAAGCCGAUCCUAAUAUCAAAGAUGAAGAAGAUUGGACCGCACUGAUGAUAGCCAGUCAAAAUGGUCAUUAUCAAGUGGUGGAACUGCUACUCAAGGAACAAGCCGAUCCUAAUAUCAAAGAUGAAGAAGAUUGGACUGCACUGAUGAUAGCAAGUCAAAAUGGUCAUUAUCAAGUGGUGAAAGUGCUACUCAACCAACAAGCUGAUCCUAAUAUUCAAAACAAUAAUGGAACAACAGCCCUUAUGAUAGCUAGUCAAAAUGAUCAUUAUGAAAUGGUGGAACUGCUACUCAACCAACAAGCUGAUCCUAAUAUCCAAUUGCCAGACAGACGAACAGCCUUGUACAUAGCUAGUGAAAACGGUCAUUAUCAAGUGGUGGAACUGCUACUGAAUCAUAAAGCUGAUCCUAAUAUUCAAAACAAUAAUGGAACAACAACCCUUAUGAUAGCUAGUCAAAAUGGUCAUUAUGAAAUGGUGAAACUGCUACUGAAUCAAAUAGCUGAUCCUAAUAUUCAAAACAAUAAUGGAGCAACAGCCCUUAUGAAAGCUACUCAAAAUGGUCAUUAUGAAAUGGUGGAACUGCUACUCAGCCAAAAAGCUGGUUCUAAUAUUCAAAACAAUAAUGGAGCAACAGCCCUUAUGAUAGCUACUCAAAAUGGUCAUUAUGAAAUGGUGGAACUGCUACUCAGCCAACAAGCUGAUCCUAAUAUCCAAUUGGUAGACAGACGAACAGCCUUGUACAUUGCUAGUGAAAACGGUCAUUAUCAAGUGGUGGAACUGCUACUCAAGGAACAAGCCGAUCCUAAUAUCAAAGAUGAAGAAGAUUGGACCGCACUGAUGAUAGCCAGUCAAAAUGGUCAUUAUCAAGUGGUGGAAAUGCUACUCAACCAACAAGUUGAUCCUAAUAUCAAAGAAAAAGAAGAUUGGACUGCACUGAUGAUAGCAAGUCAAAAUGGUCAUUAUCAAGUGGUGGAAGUGCUACUCAACCAACAAGCUGAUCCUAAUAUUCAAAACAAUAAUGGAGCAACAGCCCUGUACAUAGCCAGUGAAAAUGGUCAUUAUCAAGUGGUGGAAGUGCUACUCAACCAACAAGCUGAUCCUAAUAUCAAAGAAAAAGAAGAUUGGACCGCACUGAUGAUAGCCAGUCAAAAUGGUCAUUAUCAAGUGGUGGAAGUGCUACUCAACCAACAAGCUGAUCCUAAUAUCAAAGAAAAAGAAGAUUGGACCGCACUGAUGAUAGCCAGUCAAAAUGGUCAUUAUCAAGUAGUGGAAGUGCUACUCAACCAACAAGCUGAUCCUAAUAUUCAAAACAAUAACGGAGCAACAGCCCUGUACAAAGCCAGUCAAAAUGGUCAUUAUCAAGUGGUGGAAGUGCUACUCAACCAACAAGCUGAUCCUAAUAUUCAAAACAAUAAUGGAGCAACAGCCCUGUACAUAGCCAGUGAAAAUGGUCAUUAUCAAGUGGUGGAAGUGCUACUCAACCAACAAGCUGAUCCUAAUAUCAAAGAAAAAGAAGAUUGGACCGCACUGAUGAUAGCCAGUGAAAAUGGUCAUUAUCAAGUGGUGGAAGUGCUACUCAACCAACAAGCUGAUCCUAAUAUCAAAGAAAAAGAAGAUUGGACCGCACUGAUGAUAGCCAGUCAAAAUGGUCAUUAUCAAGUAGUGGAAGUGCUACUCAACCAACAAGCUGAUCCUAAUAUUCAAAACAAUAACGGAGCAACAGCCCUGUACAAAGCCAGUCAAAAUGGUCAUUAUCAAGUGGUGGAAGUGCUACUCAACCAACAAGCUGAUCCUAAUAUUCAAAACAAUAACGGAGCAACAGCCCUAUACAAAGCCAGUCAAAAUGGUCAUUAUCAAGUGGUGGAAGUGCUACUAAACCAACAAGCUGAUCCUAAUAUCAAAGAAAAAAAGAUUGGACUGCACUGA
This is a messenger RNA of Gigantopelta aegis, 2376 nucleotides long. Its product is annotated as ankyrin-3-like. The transcript has a single exon. Lineage: Eukaryota; Metazoa; Mollusca; Gastropoda; Neomphalida; Peltospiridae. Gene Ontology annotation, molecular function: protein binding. Bases 1 to 2376 code for a protein of 791 amino acids. The record is from RefSeq and is a predicted model, not a curated record.